This is a messenger RNA of Cyprinus carpio (common carp), 1100 nucleotides long. Its product is annotated as tetratricopeptide repeat protein 33. The record is from RefSeq and is a predicted model, not a curated record. Lineage: Eukaryota; Metazoa; Chordata; Actinopteri; Cypriniformes; Cyprinidae. Gene Ontology annotation, molecular function: protein binding.
GAGCUGAGUGUGGACAAAUCCAAAACAUUUGUGAGUAACGCAUAGAUGAAAACGCGACCUGCCAUUGGUGCUGGGAAUGGCCUCCUUUGGUUGGAAACGUAAGGUGGGAGAAAAAGUUUCCAAGACGACAGUGCAGCAGUUUGAGAAGGACUCAGAGCAGGCGGAUGAUGAGGAUGUGGAGAAGGAGGGAGUUGAUUGGCUGCACGUCAUCAAGCGGCGACGUGAAGUGCUGCUGGAGGAUUGUGCUGCUAAGAGCAAGAGGCUAAAGGAUGAAGGGAUGCUGCUCGCUGAGCAGGGCAGGAACUGGGAGGCAUUGAAGAGGUGGGAUGAGGCUAUUCAGCUCACGCCAGACGAUGCUGUGCUGUAUGAGAUCAAGUCACAGGUGUUGAUCACCCUUCAAGAAGUGUUCCUGGCUGUGCAGUCUGCAGAGAUGGCCACCAGGCUCCGCCCCCUCUGGUGGGAGGCGUGGCAAACUCUUGGCCGCGCCCAUCUAAGUCUUGGCGAAGUAGAACUUGCUGUACGGUCCUUCCAAGUGGCGUUGCACAUGUAUCCAUCUGAGCGCCCCCUCUGGGAGGAAGACCUAGGCUGGGCCCUACAGCUCCGGGAGCAGCAAAAAGCUCUCCGUGAAAGAGAGAAACAGGAAGAUGAAGCCCGAAGGCUGCUUGUGGAAGCUCCUGAGCUGAAGAGUGAUUAUGAUUUUGAAAGCGAUGAAGUGAUUGAGGCUUGCACUGCCAUGGCUGAUAGACAAAAGAAAUAUGAGGACUUAAAGAAAACAGCGGUUGUUGUGGACGCACACGGGGUCACCAAAGAGGUGAUUGUCAAAGAUGACAGCGAACCCACUUCAUCCUCACAGAGUGUUUUAGUCAAGGCACGAGGACUCUGAAUGAAAUAAAGCCUGGUUUUGUGUCUCCUCAUGUGUAUAUUGUUUAGAUUAUGUAUGUAUUGUUAAGUUUAUUUGAUAAUCCAGGAUUCUGAUUGACUUCCUCGUAGUGUUUAACAAAGUUACUAUUCCCAGUGAGUAUCAGAUUCCAAGAAGAUUUUGAAAUGCUUCUGGAUCAUUUUCACUCAAACAAGAGCAUAAAUUCCUUCUUUUUACUGAA